ACAAACGCAUUGCCUCGGCUCCACGGAACACCGCACAAACACAAGAAAUUAGACCAGGAAAGGGUGAGAAUUCUUGAGAGCUAAGCCUAAGCAAAUCUUUCAUGGCAAUGGCUUCCACUUCUCUUCACCAAUCUUUAUCUCCAAAGUACCCUCAUCUUUUUCAUAAUUCACGGUUUCCUCCCACUCGUCUCCGGUUCACCUCCCUUCGGUUUCCCUCUACAAUUCGCGCCACUUCAGCUGUUUCUCUUGAACCUGAAUUAAGCACACAGCAGAGUCAAACUUUAGAGGUUGACCCAUUUGCAUGCCCAAUAUGCUACCAACCUCUGAUAAGAAAAGGUCCUAAAGGUUUUAACUUGCCAGCAAUCUACCGGUCUGGUUUCAAGUGUAAUAGAUGCAACAAAACAUACUCCAGCAAAGAAAACUAUCUAGACCUUACCAUUACUGCUGGAAUGAAGGACUACACUGAAGUCAAACCAGUUCGUACUGAGCUAUUCCGGAGUCCACUUGUUUCAUUCUUGUAUGAACGUGGCUGGCGUCAAAAUUUUAAUCAAAGUGGCUUUCCUGGUCCUGAUGAAGAGUUCAAAAUGGCUCAGGAGUACUUCAAACCCACAGAAGGUGGUCUUCUAGUAGAUGUUAGCUGUGGUAGUGGUUUAUUUUCCAGAAAAUUUGCCAAAUCUGGAACCUAUUCUAAAGUUAUUGCACUUGAUUUUUCUGAAAAUAUGCUUCGCCAAUGCUAUGAUUUCAUCAAGCAAGAUGAUACUAUCUCAACGAGAAAUCUUGCUCUCGUCAGGGCAGAUGUUUCAAGACUUCCCUUUGCUUCAGGUUCAGUUGAUGCUAUUCAUGCUGGUGCUGCCUUGCAUUGCUGGCCAUCUGCUUCCAAUGCUGUUGCUGAAAUUUGCCGUGCUUUGCGAAGUGGUGGAGUCUUUGUUGGGACCACUUUUCUUCAAUACAGCUCAACCACUUCCUGGAUAGAACGACCUUUCCGAGAGAGGAUUAUGCAAAACUACAACUAUUUCACAGAGGAGGAAAUCGAAGACUUGUGCACAACAUGUGGUCUUACCAACUACACAAGAAUUGUUCAGCGAUCCUUCAUCAUGUUCUCUGCUCAGAAGCCAUGAAACAAGGCUUAGUUCAUUUGAACAUCAUUUGAUGAUUUGAUCUAGACUGGCUAUAUCAUUCAUUGCUGAUUUGGGAUACAGAAUAUUGUAUAGACAUUUUAAAUAAUAGAAAGACCUUAAAGGUGAUGAACCUAGGGUGAUGUAAAGUGUCAUUGUUGAUGAAAAAGUCCCAUCUUUUACUGUCU
Molecule: messenger RNA, 1303 nt
Organism: Populus trichocarpa (black cottonwood)
Lineage: Eukaryota; Viridiplantae; Streptophyta; Magnoliopsida; Malpighiales; Salicaceae
Exons: 8
Coding region: 102-1118 (338 amino acids)
Molecular function (GO): S-adenosylmethionine-dependent methyltransferase activity
Source: RefSeq, a predicted model, not a curated record